This is a messenger RNA of Chelmon rostratus (copperband butterflyfish), 1361 nucleotides long. It is a transcript of the gene hsd17b1, whose product is annotated as hydroxysteroid (17-beta) dehydrogenase 1. The record is from RefSeq and is a predicted model, not a curated record. NCBI's taxonomy places the organism in Eukaryota, Metazoa, Chordata, Actinopteri, Chaetodontiformes, Chaetodontidae. Gene Ontology annotation, molecular function: estradiol 17-beta-dehydrogenase [NAD(P)+] activity. The transcript is spliced from 6 exons. The coding region runs from base 25 to 897 and encodes 290 amino acids. Gene Ontology annotation, cellular component: cytoplasm. Gene Ontology annotation, biological process: estrogen biosynthetic process.
CAGAACUUUAGUAAGCCAGACUCCAUGGACAAGAAGGUGGUUCUGAUCACAGGCUGCUCCUCGGGAAUCGGUCUCAGCUUGGCUGUCCGGCUGGCCUCUGACCCCGACAAGACAUUCAAAGUUUAUGCCACGAUGAGAAACCUGGCCAAGAAGGAGCGUCUAUUAGAGUGUGUGAAAGGCUUGCACAGGGACACCUUGGACAUACUCCAAAUGGACGUGACCAGCCAGCAGUCCAUCCUGGAUGUGAGGGACAGGGUUGUGGAGAAGCGUGUGGAUAUUCUGGUGUGCAAUGCCGGUGUGGGUUUGAUGGGACCGCUGGAGGUGCAGUCUUUAGACUCGAUGAGGCAGAUCCUGGAGGUCAACCUCCUCGGCACCAUCCGGACCAUCCAGGCUUUCCUGACGGACAUGAAGGCUCAGGGCAAGGGCCGCAUUCUGGUCACCGGCAGCACUGGAGGGCUUCAUGGUCUCCCUUUUAAUGAGGUGUACUGUGCCAGCAAAUUUGCAAUAGAGGGAGCGUGUGAGAGUUUGGCUGUCCUCCUGCAACACUUUAACAUCCACGUGAGUCUCAUUGAGUGUGGUCCAGUGAACACUGACUUUCUGGUCAACCUGCAGAAGGCAGAGCUCGGGGAUGCGUCUCUCCAACAGGUCGAUACCCACACACUCAGCCUCUAUGAAAAAUACCUGCAGCACUGUGGCUCUGUUUUCCAAAAUGCAGCACAGGACACUGAGGACAUCGUAAAGGUAUUUCUGGAUGCCAUCCAGUCACCCAGCCCUGCAUUCAGAUACUUCACCAGCGGAGUCAUGCCACCUCUCACCAAACUGAAGAUCACAGAACCAGAUGGCUUGCGGUACAUCAGUGCUAUGAACAAAAUUAUCUUUUCAUCGGAGGACCAAUAAUUUUCCACAUGCCUUGUUUUCAGCCAGCUGCUGCUUCAUGUGCAGACUUGCCUUCUUUUACUUUGAACGCAGAGGUUAAUGUUCCGCUCUUUCACCUUUGAUGUCUGAUAUAAAGUUAAUACACUGACUCAUUGCAGUUGCUCAACUGGAACGGGCAGUGAGUUCAGAGUCUUUCACAGCAGGGAGUGACUCCAUGGUUCUAUUUCUGUAUGUCACUUAUCGAAAGCUAUAUUCCCUAUCACAAUUAUAAGAUAUAAAUGUAAAAAUAGACCAUUUUUCUGCUUUGUGGAGAAAUAUGUGAUAAGGAUUAUGCUUUGAGAGAUACAACAGCUUUUGCAUUCCUAUGGUUUGAUAGUGUUCUUGCCACACUGUUUUCAUUGGAAUGGCCGUGCUUCCGUUCAUGUUUCGGGAAAACAGUCCAAGAAUUUCUUAUGUAAUUUGUGACUGGCUGGUUUAGGCGAACA